CCCAGUGUCAGUUUAAAACCAAGCCAAUCACAAACAACUUCAUGUCCUUCUAGAGAGUCAGUCAGCUCAUGAGUCACCAACUGCAGAGCUUCAACAAUGAUGCCACUUCACAUUUUUCUGCUCCUCCUCUGUGAAACCUACCAGGGUGCAGCCACUGGUAUCAUACAGGACAGCGGGUUGAAAACAGCCAUACUUGGGCAGACUGUAACUCUGAACUGCUCCUAUGAUUAUGAGUCAGUAUCUUUCUUGUCCUGGUACCAUCAGCGCCUAGGAGGCAAACCUGCCAUCGUGUCGACUCAGAUGAAGCACAAACCAAAAGCUUCCAUCUUCCCAGCAUAUGAAGAGAGGUUUCAAGUCUUUGCACAAGAAGGCAAAAACAAUCUGAUAAUCAGAGGUGUUGGCAUGAACGAUUCAGGGACGUACUACUGCGGGGUUUUAGAAUUCAACACAAUUGAAUUCGGACAAGGAGUCUUUCUUCAUGUCAGAUCAUCAUCGUCUAACACCCAAGGUGCUAUCCGUCAGCCUGUGCUGGAGCAGGUCUGGACAGGGGAUUCAGUGAAUUUGAGCUGUAAAAUAAAUGUUGCACCGUGUGCAGGAGGGCAGAGCUUCUACUGGGUCAGACAUGGAUCAGCUCAGCCUGUGGUCGUGUUUCACAGUCCAGGACAGUGUGGUGAUCCUGGGAAAGAAUGCACUUCAAACCUCGCUCUCAAGGCAGUGAGCUCCUCUGAUGCAGGGACGUACUACUGCGCUCUGGAUUCAUGUGGAGAGAUCGUGUUUGGGAAAGGAACCAGAGUGGAGCUUGCAGGAGGUUUUCCUAAAGUCUCCUCAAUGUUGAUGUACUGCCUGAGCGUGACACUGGCCAUUUCCAUCAUCAUACUCCUCGUCUUGGCUGUCAUCACGUACAAGAUGAAGAAAAACUUGUGCUCCAUCUGCAGAGGUACUGUUUUGUAUUUUGCUGGUUCUGCAUCUUUGGACGCCAUGGUGGAUGACAUACAUAGUGAAGAUGCAGAUGUUCUCCAUUAUGCUGCUCUGAGCCUGAACAAACCAAGCAAGCAACAUCACAAAGGGGAGAGGGCUGAGACGGACUGUGUUUACUCCAGAGUGAGGAGGAAGUGAACAAAGACGAUGCCUGUUUUAUUUCCUUUUACCUCACAUUUGUAAAUAAACACUUUAAGACAAAUAAAAA
Messenger RNA from Cheilinus undulatus (humphead wrasse), 1186 nucleotides. RefSeq lists its product as uncharacterized. NCBI's taxonomy places the organism in Eukaryota, Metazoa, Chordata, Actinopteri, Labriformes, Labridae. The transcript has 5 exons. Gene Ontology annotation, biological process: response to bacterium. The record is from RefSeq and is a predicted model, not a curated record. The coding region runs from base 97 to 1116 and encodes 339 amino acids.